CCGAGACACUGGGGCUGGAGGAGGCGCUCGGGGUCGGAGAACGCUGCACCGUCACCAGGGCCAUAAGGAGGGCAAUCAAAAGGAGCGAAGUAGCUCAGCAGCUUUGUAGUUACAGAGCAUCAACUAGGCAGGGAAAAACCUCAGGAAGAGCUGCAUAAUUGUAAUAAAAUUGAGAGGCGAAGUUAUUAGACGAUCAACACAAAAAAAUGCGCGUUGCAGUAAUUGGGGCUGGCGUGAUUGGUUUGUCUACAGCUCAAUGCAUCAUUAAUCGUUUUCACUCCAUAGUCAAACCAUUGACUAUUGUAGUUUACGCAGAUAAGUUUACACCGCAUACUACAAGCGAUGGAGCUGCUGGAUUGUGGCAACCGUAUGUGCGUGAUCGAGAGAACUUGGAGGAAGUCAAAUGGAACAAGGAAACAUUUGAUUACCUUCUGAGAUAUGUGAAUUCACCUGAUGCCAAUGAAAUGGGUUUGUUUUUACAGUCUGGGUAUAACCUCUUCAAGGAACGAGUGCCGGACCCAUCCUGGAAAGAUGCUGUUUUGGGGUUUAGACACUUGACAGAAGAAGAACUCAAACUGUUUCCUGGAUUUAGCUAUGGUUGGUUUAACACUGCACUAAUGUUGGAGGGAAAGAGCUAUUUACCGUGGUUGAUGGAGAGGUUAAAAGAACAUGGAGUUCAGUUUGUUCAGAAGAAAAUCACUUCCUUCCAAGAGUUAUCUCCAGACUUUGAUGUGACAGUGAAUUGUACAGGUAUCCGAGCUCAAGAGCUGCAGCCAGACCCAGAACUCCAACCUGCUAGAGGGCAGAUCAUAAAGGUUUAUGCACCAUGGAUAAAGCACUUCAUUCUGUCACACGAUGAAAGGACUGGGAUUUAUUCUGAACCAUAUAUUAUACCAGGGAGCAAGUUAAUAACCUUGGGAGGAACCUUCCAGCUUGGGAAUUGGAAUGAGGAGAAUGAUCCCAAAGACCACAACACAAUAUGGGAAGGUGGCUGCAAACUUGUACCUAGUCUGAAGAAUGCCAGGAUAGUUGAAAACUGGACUGGACUUCGACCUGCCCGUAACAGGAUCUGUAUAGAACGACAGACCUUUCAUACAGGACCAGAGAAAUUUGAGGUGAUUCACAACUAUGGUCAUGGGGGUUUUGGUCUGACUAUUCACUGGGGCUGUGCCAUGCAAGUGGCAAACAUCUUUGGCAGGAUUCUUCAGGAGAAGAAACCAAGCUGGAAAUCCCAGUUGUAAUUAGGCAUAGUCACACUUGCCUUGCCUCACUGUCACUUCUGCUUCUUCAAAUAAUGAUGAUAAAUGACUUCAAAACAGGUAGAAAUUUGUACCCAUUGGCCCAGCUUUUUACCGAGUUGGAAUGACUCUGGCCAUUUAAAAAUGGCGAGUGGGACCCGAUUCCAGUAUUUCUGCCCCCAUUCUUGGCGCCCCCAAUUUUCACUGGUGUGGGAUAAGGGCAUGGGUAGCCCACACCCUAAACUUCGGACCUGGCUGGCUCUAUUGCGAGGAUAGGCGUCUCCUAGACCCCCGAAAUUUUUGUGUAGUCUGCCCAGGUUCUGGAUGACUUGUGGUUCAUGACCUCUCCAAGGAGUCAUGAACCAUAGUUUGUAUUCAGGACUCUUCCAAAGGUAAGUUCAAAAGGUCUUACCCAUGCCACCGAUGCUCCUUCCAUGCCCAUUCGCCCAGUAAACCUUAUGUAUGGAACCAAUGAGCCAUAUAGUAACAAUGGCAUGAGUGGAACUGCUCCAAAAAAAACCCAUUUAUAAAUCAUCUUUUAAAAAAAACUGUUAUUCCUACAACCCUGUAAAAUGUCAAUCAGACAGACCAUUGAAGUAUAAAUAAGAGUCUUCAAACACUUUAUAACUCUUAAUUUUGUGCAAUUAAACAUUGAGACACUGACAAAAGAGAUCACAGGAAGAAUAACUUAUUAUACCCACUUAAAGACGUCAAUCAAGCAAACUUAACAGCUAUUAUCAAUUGCAAAAACAGAACCUCAUGCUGAGAUAAUCCUUGAUGAGUCUGGGCUCUCAACCAAAUAUGCAUAAUAAGGCCAUCCACUUAUAUUGAAAGAGUUCUUACACCUGUCCUCAUUAUGCAUGCUUGAGUUGGCAUAGAAGUGGCAUGGGUGUGGUGUGGGGCUAGAGGGCCUGACAGCAUUUAAUACAACUGGGACAAAGCGUCAGAGAACCGAGGUGAAAUUUCCCGAUUCGAGUUACCUGCCUUGGUAGUAAAAAUUCAGCCCAUCAUAUUAGUUUGUCAUUGGCAAGUGAUGAGCCCAUUGUAAUCUCCAAAAUUGCUGAACCUUCCUCCCUCCCUGUCCUCCAAGCUGCUCCUCUAUUAGUCCGCAGCUAAGUGUCUUUGUCUUACAAAUCCCCAGAUAAUCCCUUGCUAACUCUGGAAAUUUGUAAGUGGGGAAUUUGUGUGUCACUCACUCUGUGGCACUGUGCAAUGGUACAAAUUUGUACUUAGAUGAUUUUUGUUGCUUUGUAGUCUGUAUUUUAGAAAUCUGUUCAUAUCUUUUAAAAUGGGACAUGAAUUGGUUGGGCAACACUGUUCCUUCUCAGCCUCUAAAUCUAAGCCUCUUGGGUAUCCUAAUUUAUCCUUGUCUGUCUUGAGAAAUUGUCCUGACAAAUGGUGCCAGGAAAGAUUAUUGUCCUAAUUUUUAAUCAUAUUAAUCAAUUUCUUUUAAGAAAAAAUUCUGCAUUAAAUGGAUCUGAAUUUUA
Carcharodon carcharias (great white shark) is the source of this 2725-nucleotide messenger RNA. RefSeq names its product D-amino-acid oxidase-like. The record is from RefSeq and is a predicted model, not a curated record. The transcript has 12 exons. Lineage: Eukaryota; Metazoa; Chordata; Chondrichthyes; Lamniformes; Lamnidae. Gene Ontology annotation, molecular function: FAD binding; D-amino-acid oxidase activity. The coding region runs from base 207 to 1241 and encodes 344 amino acids.